GGCUGUGUUUUCUCACUACCUUAAGGCAUCCAACCCUUCACUGCCUGCGUAGUCAGCUGUUCGCUAGUGCUAGUGCUAGUAGCAGUCAGUCCUACUACUACUUGAGUAGGUAUCAACGCCUAGUUUCUGCUGCCUGACUUAUCCCUACUUCCACUUCAUGUCAAUUCAUCCCUGAAGUCCGUCGGUAUGAAAAUAUGGCGGCAAUGUGUGUCUCGCCCCAUGCGGGUACUCCUAUACCUUGUAGCACUCGUGCUCCUGCUGUGCAUAGUUCUCCCCUACGACCACCCUAUCCGACUAUCGGCUCGCUUCAAUGUUAAAGCUUUUGGUGCCGCCUUCACUUCUUACCUGGGGGGCCGCUGGUGGUUCUCGGAACGGUCUACUUUUCCGGUGGUGCUAUCGGACGAUGUUGCUGUGUUGAUGAAAUCUGGAUUUGGAACAAAGGAUCGCAUCGCUGCUUGGUUAGAAGCUCACGAGCAGGAUAGAUUCAACAACCUCCUUCUUGUUGGUGAUUUUGCCACGCCUUCAGGACAGCUUUUUAGCUACAAUGGUCGGCGCCUACCAGUUUUUGACCUCGUAGCUUGGAUGUUAGAAAAAGGAUACUUGUCUGCAGAACUGGCGCAUCCACGACUGAUGAAACAUUCUAACUUAAGCGCUGCUAUCUCCAACGGGGACACGGAAAUAGCAAAGGAACUAUCGAAGUCAUUCGGGUGGGAGCUGGACGCUCUAAAGUUUAUCUCUGGCCUCGAAUUAUGCUAUAACCAGAUGCCAGAUAAAAAGUGGUACAUUAUGGCAGACGACGAUACGUAUCUCAUGCAGCCCGCUCUCAAGCUGCUACUAGAACAUCUUGAUUCUGAAGUACCCUUUUAUGUUGGCAACGCGGUAGGUGACUACAAAGGUCGCUUUGCACAUGGGGGAUCCUCCGUGGUCCUAUCCCAAGCCACAAUGCGUUUGCUUUUCUCGCGCCACGACGUAGUUACCUCGGCCCAUCUGGAAUCCCUCGAAGAAACUUGGGGCGAUAAACUCCUUGCGACAACUUUGCUCAAAUUAGGUAUCUAUCUCGACGAACGAUACGUUGUCUUUUUCAAUGGGGGUCCACCUCGAGCCAUAAGAGUUACCGAGGACCGUUUGUGCGCGCCGAUCAUCUCUUUCCACAGCUUAACCCCGUCAGAAAUGAUCAAUGUCGGUCGGAGGUUCCAGCAUACAGAUGAAGUUCUUCUUUGGAUCGACUUGUGGGAUAUCUACGGUGCCCCUUCUCUCGACUCGCCGAUCCUCGAGUCAGGCCGGAAGAACUGGGACCACGUUGGAGGCUUGGAUGAGUCAACCAUGACUGUCAAUGACGUCCCAACAGCACAGAAGUGUAUUCAGAUUUGCCAUAACUACGCAAAGUCGUGUCUGGCUUGGACUUGGGAGUCCGAGAAACAGCUCUGCCAUAUCAGCAACUGGAUGGUACCAGGAGAACAGGCUGAAGGCAAAACCUCGGGAAUCAAUGUACCACGCGCGAAAAGUCUGGUUAACAUGUGUCGACCGUGAUCGUGAUAGACUCGGCUGUCCAUCCAUGAACUCUCAAAAUCGCCCAUGAUCAGAAUGCAAGGCUUCCUCAAUAACAAAUGCUGGAAUGGUUAUUAUUAGGUCACAGAAAACCCCAUGGCAGUCGAUGGGAUGUUAUACUCGACUGCACUGAAUCUAUCAAGCUGUCAGAGGCUGUUUCAGUGGGCGGUGACCAGGUCAGGACAAUCGACAUAAGCGUAUAGCGACUGUCUUACUGCAUGAGGCAUAACAUAAGUCGACCUAUUCAUACGAUCUGGUCAACCCGUCUCCGUACAAUUUGGCAACAAGCGUGAAUAGAGGAGUGACUUCGCCCUAGGGCUUAUCGGUUGCACCCCGGCGACCUUUCUUUCUUUCUUUCUUUCUUUCUUUCUUUCUUUCUUUUUUUUUUUUUUUU
Aspergillus caelatus is the source of this 1942-nucleotide messenger RNA. RefSeq lists its product as uncharacterized. The record is from RefSeq and is a predicted model, not a curated record. Bases 187 to 1530 code for a protein of 447 amino acids. NCBI's taxonomy places the organism in Eukaryota, Fungi, Ascomycota, Eurotiomycetes, Eurotiales, Aspergillaceae. Gene Ontology annotation, molecular function: glycosyltransferase activity. The transcript has 2 exons. Gene Ontology annotation, cellular component: membrane.